GUCCCUUGUACAGACCUGAAGGCACAGCUGACAGCGGAAGAGAACAUGAGGAAUACCGAGCUUGGCGACGCAUCAAAGGCGGAAAGUCUCUAUGAUUUUUCUGCAUACAAUAUCGAGGGGAAGCUCGUGAGUUUGGCCAAAUAUCGCGAAAAAGUUGUGGUGAUCGUGAAUGUGGCCACAAAGUGCAUUCACGCUGAGAGACACUUCAAAGAGUUCACGGAUCUCGUGAAGAAGUACAAAAUGAAGGGGCUGUGCAUCCUCGCCUUUCCCUGUGAUCAGUUCGGGACCCAGCAGGACAUGGUGGAGGAGAUGAAGGAGCUGGUGAAGGACGAUCGUCCUUUCGAUUUCUUUGCGCCGAUCGACGUGAACGGCAGCUCAGCUCAUCCGCUGUGGCAAUGGCUGAAGAAGAAGACGCCUACCGUCGGGGUGAACUUCAUCAAGUGGAACUUCACAAAGUUCAUCGUGGACAAGAAUGGUCAUCCCGCAGAAAGGCUCCCACCGAACACCAAUCCGUCAGAAAUGGAGACAAAUCUGCUGAGAGUCUUUAAGAACUAAUAGAAGUAAUCGCACGGUGAGAGCUUCGGGGAAUUGUAAGGAUUUUAUCCAAGAAUAAACACUGUCAUUAUAGAGAAGCAGAAGCUAAAGAUAACAC
This is a messenger RNA of Phlebotomus argentipes, 652 nucleotides long. RefSeq lists its product as uncharacterized. Gene Ontology annotation, biological process: response to oxidative stress. The coding region runs from base 46 to 555 and encodes 169 amino acids. NCBI's taxonomy places the organism in Eukaryota, Metazoa, Arthropoda, Insecta, Diptera, Psychodidae. The record is from RefSeq and is a predicted model, not a curated record. Gene Ontology annotation, molecular function: glutathione peroxidase activity. The transcript has a single exon.